Messenger RNA from Hydatigera taeniaeformis, 1065 nucleotides. The record is from the annotation of a GenBank genome assembly. NCBI's taxonomy places the organism in Eukaryota, Metazoa, Platyhelminthes, Cestoda, Cyclophyllidea, Taeniidae.
AUGGAAGUUACAGUUGUUGGAUCCAUUAACACAGACCUUAUGUGCUACACAGACAAAUUUCCCCUCCCUGGUGAAACCAUAGUUGGAGCAAAGUUCGCUACGGGAUUCGGGGGUAAGGGAGCCAACCAGUGUGUUGCAGCAAGAAAGCUCGGUGCUAAGGCCUCUCUCAUCUCACGGGUCGGCGAUGAUUACUUUGGGAAAGACUAUAUCGAGUAUCUGAAAACGAUCGGUGUGGAGACGGGCACCAUAAGAGUAAGCCAUACCGCUGAUAGUGGCGUCGCAGUGAUUACUGUGGAACAAAAUCAUGGGAAUAACACCAUUGUGAUAAUUCCUGGAGCUAACGAAGAGAUUUCCAUUAAUGACAUUGAGGAGGCACAUAAGAAGGGUCUUAUCGGCGAAAAAGUGAUGGAAUGUCAGUUUGAGUCGAAUGCCGAGGCAACGCUCUAUGCACUAGAGAAAGCAAAAGAGCAUGGGGUCAUCACGAUACUUGAUCCUGCUCCCGCACCGAAUCCCGGCUCGCCCUUCCUUCCAUUGCUGAAACGCUUCAUGGAAGCGUCGACGAUGGUUUGUCCUAACGAAACUGAGGCGGCAGUACUUACAGGCAUCCCUGUCCCUGAUUUUGCGGGAAAAGAACCCAUUCAGAUUGCUGAGUCUGCUUUGGAGUGGCUCUUACAUCUACGAGAGGCCGGCGUAACCUACCCUUUGGUCACUCUCGGUGUUAAUGGAGUAGUCGGUCUGCUACCUAGAUGUGAGGGCGAAGCUACUCGGGCGAACGACGUAACUAUGCUGAAGUCAGACUUGAUAACCGGUGACAAUGCCAUCUUCCAUAUUCGCUGCCCAAUUUAUACAAAGGUCGUCGACACCACUGGGGCUGGCGAUUGCUUUGCUGGAUCUCUAGCCUUCUACAUGGCCCGAUACCCCGAAAUCACGAUCGUGGAAAAGCUGCGUCGAUCCGUCUGGAUAGCUAGUCAGUCAGUCCUGCGACACGGCACUCAAGCCAGUUUCUACGAGCGUCACGAACUUCCAAGAGAGUUGUUCGAAAGUGCAGAAUUCCGCUGGCCCUAG